Fusarium venenatum is the source of this 1248-nucleotide messenger RNA. RefSeq lists its product as uncharacterized. The record is from RefSeq and is a predicted model, not a curated record. Gene Ontology annotation, molecular function: dipeptidase activity. Lineage: Eukaryota; Fungi; Ascomycota; Sordariomycetes; Hypocreales; Nectriaceae.
AUGUCUUUUUCCACUGAAGAGCUUCAUGAGAGAAUCUCCCGAUCCGUCUCACAUCAUGAGCACGAUCUGGCUGAGAUUUGUAAAAAGAUCCACGAAAACCCGGAAUAUAAUUACAAAGAGUUCAAAGCCCACGACAAUAUCUGCAAUCUCAUGCAACAACUGGGCUAUAAUGUGAAGCGACAUGCAUACGACAUCCAAACCUCCUUUCAAGUGGAAUACGGCAAAGGCGGAAGGCUCAUCGUCUUCAAUGCUGAAUAUGAUGCACUUCCUGGUCUCGGCCAUGCUUGCGGACACAACCUCAUUGCUACGAGCUCGAUCGCUGCUUUCUUGGCGACAGCCGAAAUCAUGCGCGAGAGCAACAUCCCCGGAAGAGUGCGACUUCUUGGAACUCCUGCUGAAGAGGGUGGCGGCGGAAAAGUGCAUCUUAUUAAGGCUGGUGCGUACGAGGGUGUUGACGCCUGCUUGAUGGCUCACCCUACGGGAAGACUUUCGCCUCCCGAUUCCGAUACCGUUGAUGGUGUUUCUGCUGCCAAAACGAGCGCAAGAAGACAACUCAAGGUAUCAUUUACAGGGCAAAGUGCCCAUGCCGGAAAUGCGCCUUGGGAUGGAAAGAAUGCUCUUGACGCUGUGGUAUCGUCUUACGUCAACAUUUCUCUCCUAAGGCAACAGAUACAGCCUACAGAAAGGAUACAUGGCGUCAUCCGAAGAGGUGGCUCUGAGCCAAAUAUCAUUCCUGACUCGACUGAUUUGGAGUAUUAUUUGAGAGCUGCGGGUGUUGAACAGGUCAAGGAUAUUUCUAAAAAGGUCGAGGCAUGCUUUAAGGCAGGGGCUAUGGCAACAGGAUGCGAUGUGAAGUGCACAUGUGACAGUGAUCAAGAUUACAUGGAACUUCGACCGAAUAUCUCCAUGUCUACAGAAUUCACCAAGCACAUGAAGGCUUUCGGGAGGGACUUUAUUGGCGAUGCGAAUCAACCACCCAUGGGCGCAUCAACAGAUAUGGGCAACGUGUCAUAUUGUCUACCAGGAAUCCACCCCAUGUUCUCCAUCGGAACCGAAGACCCCGGUGUCCAACCUCACACACCCAAAUUUGCCGAUGCCGCAGGAACAAAGGAAGCCCUGAUUAGAGCUUUGGAUUGUGGAAAAGGAUUGGCAGCCACAGCUUGCGAGUUGUUUCUACAGCCUGAGCUAUUAGAGAAGGCAAGGGAUGAGUUCAAGCAAAAUGUUGAACCUAUUGGAUAUAGACUUUGA